Messenger RNA from Phaeodactylum tricornutum CCAP 1055/1, 2158 nucleotides. RefSeq lists its product with no specific name. NCBI's taxonomy places the organism in Eukaryota, Bacillariophyta, Bacillariophyceae, Surirellales, Neidiaceae. The record is from RefSeq and is a predicted model, not a curated record. Gene Ontology annotation, molecular function: small GTPase binding; GTPase activator activity. Gene Ontology annotation, cellular component: nucleus; cytosol; perinuclear region of cytoplasm. Gene Ontology annotation, biological process: activation of GTPase activity; nucleocytoplasmic transport. The transcript has a single exon. The coding region runs from base 131 to 2158 and encodes 675 amino acids.
CACAGUCAUACAAAAACAAGGUGAUUGUCCCUGCCCUGGGAUUGGCAUCACCCACACGUUGUGAUCUCUGCCACACCAUAGAAAGUAGCAACAAUACACAAAAGUUCAGGGAAUCUGUAUUGCCGCCAAAAUGUGUGAUUUUGUCGCUGGUCCCCGACAUUCAUUGAAAAGGGGAUCCAAGGCAUCUGUCUGGGGGCUUAUAGCUCUUGUCCAGAAACUUCCGUUAGAGACAAAUGCGGAUCGCAAAUUGGAUUUUUCCUAUCAUCACAAUGUUCCAGCUGCAAAAAUUUCCGAUGCUCUAAAGUCUGCUCUACACGAUAUGGGAAUCAAUUCACAUUCGACGCCGAGACCCGAUGAAACCGUGGAGAUUGAUAUUAGUGGGUCGGCGCUCGGGAGUGAAGGCUUUCGGGAAGUUGUUACGGACGGUUUCCUCAAAUCAGUAUUUGAAGAUGGCAGUGUGAACGAAGCAAUACUACCGUUAAGACAUGUGCACCUGACGUCAAGAAGGAACGAUUUGGACACCGACUCCGUCUCUAUUUUGUUUGGUGCCCUUACGAGUGAUACGAAUGCAUCUAAUACAUCUGGAACGCGAACUGAUUCAAACUCAGACCCAGCAAGCAUGAUCGCAUGCAAAUCAAUAACGAUCGAAAGCCUGGACCUUGGUUGGAAUAAACUGAAUCCCGAUGAAAAUUCCGCGAGCACUGCGUUUCUUCAAGCCCUGCGUUUGCUGAUUGCCCACCCUUCGUGCUGCCCGAGUACGCUAAGACUCGACAGCUGUGGGCUGGGCCCAGCGGCCUGCCGGGCCAUCGGUAAAGGCAUGAUCAAUCGCUGGACGGAAGGAACCGACUCGGAUAUACUAAAGAGUCCGCAACCCAAGCCCUUGUCAUUGCAUUUUUGUAUGAAUCAGGCCAUUGGAGAUGGAGGAGCGGCCGCUUUGGCUGCCGCCAUCCGAACGAUUGCUUUGGCUAGCGACGAGAAGACCGACCCAAAUAGAGCCGUGUUAGAAUGCCUCGAUCUUUCUGCUUGCGGCAUCGGUGAUACCGGUGCUGAGGCCCUCGCACACGCUAUUGAAAGCUCACCGAACUGCUUGAUCCGGCAUUUGGAUUUGAGCAAUAAUUGCAUCACCGAUCAAGGAGCGACUGCUCUCGGUCGCGCUCUUUUGAACCCUGAGCACGCAGGCACAAGGCAAGGACCUGGUUUGUUGAGCUUAAAUCUAAGCAACAAUAAGAAUAUUGGUGAUCGUGGAGUGAUGGCUCUGGCAGAAGCUUGGGAAAAGCGAGGAAUUGGCACGUUAUCGCUUAGUAGCUGCCACAUCAUGGCCGAAGGUGCGAGCUACUUUGGCGCAGCACUGCGCAAGCUGACUUCCAAUAAUACAACCGAAGAAGAGAAAAAGGGCACCUCCUAUCUAGAUUUGAGUGGAAAUCCUCUCGGUGUUUUGCGAGGCAAGAAUAAGAAGGACGGGAGGAAGUACUCCGCGAGUCGGCUAAAGAACAAAGCUAGUGCGACAGCAGCUUCUUACAUGAAUAUGUUAAAAAAGGGUUUAAAGGGUGCCGGUGUGGACGUUUCACCAGUAUUUGGAUCUACGGCAGAGAGUGAUGAUGAUGAGGAGAAAACUGGAGGAGAAUUGGAUGACGAUGAAGCCAAUGAGAGCCCCGACAUAUCUAAAGCCAGGUGUGGUGCUAAAGCGUUGACAAACGCUUUUUUGGGAGAUUCUUCAACCAUUGAUUAUAAAACUACUCAGAAUUUAAUGGCCUGUGAUUUGCACAUUCAUAUUGGCCUUCGCCAUUGCUUCAUUGAUCAUGGAGCGGCAGACGCACUAGCAGCUCUGCUGUUAUUUGCGAGAAAUGAACUACAUGUACAUUUGACGAUGGAUCUUGAACUCAAUCCAGUUUUGGAAGAUGAAAUGCUAGUCGCAUUGCAAGGUGACGAACUCUACGAGGAUCGCCUGCAUGAAAUGGCAGAACGACAUACAGAUGCGAUGGAAGUCUUACGAGACGCUAAAAGACGAGCGAGCGAAGCAGCCAAAGCGGCUUCGACUCGAGCAAGAUAUUCUGAAGAAGCCUUUGAAGCGGAUUGGGAUGCCGCACCAUCAGAUUUUGGUGGUGACUUGGAGGAUUCCGAUGGUGACUAUGAAGAGGAAGACGAAGAGUUUUACUAA